UAGCUUGGGCUCGAUGGACGUAAAGCUAUCUAUAGGAGAGGAGGAGGUUGGCAUGGACGCCUCGAUCCGGGAGUUGGUCCAGAAGGAUGAAGGAGGAACUUCCCUGAAUAUGUUAGACGAUGGAAGGGAUUCUAUGAAGGAAGAAAAAACUGCUCGAACCGCGGAGCAACAAGAUCCAGCAGAAGUGUACGCAGCCGCUAGAAAACUGGCCGAUGUCAUCAAAGGCGCCAAUGUCGAAGAUAUCAUUUCCACGAUCGAAACGCUUGCCCGUCAAACUGAUUCGUCUGCCAUUUUCAAUUUCCGGGGGCUAUCGUGGGGUUCGCUGCUCCACAUUGCAGCAGCCACCGGCAAGAGCAACAUCCUGAGGCUUCUGCUUGAUCAUGUCGAUGCCCACCUCAUAGCCGCCCAAGAUGAUUGGGGAAAUACCCCUCUCCACAUCGCCACUAAGGCCAAGGCAUUAGAAGUCGCCCGUAUGUUGAUUCGCCGGGCAAGAGACCUCCCCAACUUCGAGGAGAUCCUGAUGAUAAAAAACAAACAUGGAAACACCGCUUUGCACGAGGCCGUGCUUUCUCGUGACGUUGGCCUAGUGAGUUUGUUGAUGGAAGAUUUGGAGCCCGUGUACUGGGAGAACGUGGAUAGGAAAUGUCCCCUGUACCUGGCCCUUGACACCGACAACUCAGAGAUACUUCGGGUUUUAUUUUCGCUCUCGCUCGAACCAUCGAGGAUACAAGGCAUGCCGCCCAUUCAUGGUGCCAUUGUGCGUUGUAACUAUGAUUUAGUUGCCAAGAUACUCGAAUGGAACAUGAAGCUAUUUGCAAUGAUCGACUCCAGAGGCGGUAAUGUGUUCCAUUUAGCAGCUUUCUUGAAUAAGCGCCGAGUAUUCAAAUUCUUACGACCAGAAACUGAAUAUUUGGCCCGAGAACGGGACAUGAAUGGGGAUCUUCCCAUUCAUAUUGCGAGCAAGAUGGGUCAUGUUGCACUAAUCAAGAAGCUACUUCCGGUAUCACAGUUGGUAAAUGCCCGAGGAGAAUCCAUUCUUCAUGUGGCAGCAAAAUACGGGAGAGCUUCAGCGGUUACAUAUAUACUCGGACAUCCAGAUUUGGGGAUGCUGAUAAAUGAAAGAGAUCACGAUGGAAAUACACCUUCACACUUGGCAGCGAAGUAUUUACAACCCUCCGCUUUGAUUCAUCUUCUGCUGGAUGAAAGAGUUAACCCCUUCCUUCUCAACCACCAACGCUUGGCUGCUCUCGACAUUGCUGUAAAAGACCGACGGAGAGGGUUACGCCCGGCCUUGGUAUUCACACUGUUGAUGGGCGCGUCACAUAAGAGAUUAGAUCUAAUCAUACUUAAGCCGGAAGCUAGAGAUAAAGAGUUUCCAAGGUUGGACGCGGACGAAAUUUUGCCAGCGCCUGGCCGAGUGAGGAACAUAAUCAAUACUUUGUUGUUGGUGGCAACGCUUGUGACCACUGUGACUUUCACAGCUGGUUUCGCAAUUCCCGGAGGAUUGAACGGCUCAGACCCGGCCUCCAAAGAUUACCGGGGCAUGGCUACGAUGCUGGACAAUAGAAUGUUCCAGGCCUUCACAAUUUGCAACACCUUCGCGAUGUUCUGCUCAAUGACCUCGGUCGUUGGCUUCAUGUUGGCGUACCUGACCGGCAUCCCCUUAGCAACAGCUUCAUGUCGGCUUGCAGGAUUGCUACUAUCAAUUGCACUCCUGCCAAUGUCCGCCGCUUUCUUACUUGGUGUCACCUUGACCGUUGGCAAACUCCCUUGGCUUGCCACAACGAUAUUAAUUUUGGGAUCCAUUUUCUUCCUCAUCAUCACAGGCGCUUUAUUCUCAAUGUUCAUUGUUCCAUUAUCAGGCUGCUUCAUCUAUUUUCGGAACCACCUUCAUCCUAUCCGUCCUCUGGUAUACUGGUUUAUUCACGCUUACAUUAAUAUUUUUCGAGAGACGUUCAUUUUGGAUGACACAAAAGAGGACAGAACGGCGAGGAAGACCUCUGCUAGUCCGCCUCUGGAUGGUGGCCGUGAAGAUUGAUUUGCAGAAACAGAUACAUAUUUGCCUUGGUGGAUUUGGCUAAUUCUAUACUUGCUUUCCUAUUGUAUUACAUUAAA
This is a messenger RNA of Syzygium oleosum, 2115 nucleotides long. RefSeq names its product protein ACCELERATED CELL DEATH 6-like. The record is from RefSeq and is a predicted model, not a curated record. Gene Ontology annotation, molecular function: protein phosphatase 1 binding; protein phosphatase regulator activity. NCBI's taxonomy places the organism in Eukaryota, Viridiplantae, Streptophyta, Magnoliopsida, Myrtales, Myrtaceae. The transcript has 3 exons. Gene Ontology annotation, cellular component: plasma membrane. Bases 14 to 2038 code for a protein of 674 amino acids.